This is a messenger RNA of Microcebus murinus (gray mouse lemur), 3316 nucleotides long. RefSeq names its product potassium inwardly rectifying channel subfamily J member 9 (gene KCNJ9). Lineage: Eukaryota; Metazoa; Chordata; Mammalia; Primates; Cheirogaleidae. Gene Ontology annotation, biological process: potassium ion import across plasma membrane; regulation of monoatomic ion transmembrane transport. Gene Ontology annotation, cellular component: plasma membrane. Gene Ontology annotation, molecular function: G-protein activated inward rectifier potassium channel activity. The record is from RefSeq and is a predicted model, not a curated record.
GCCGUCGCCGUCGCCAUGGCGCAGGAGAACGCCGCCUUCUCGCCGGGGGCCGAGGAGCCGCCGCGCCGCCGCGGCCGCCAGCGCUACGUGGAGAAGGACGGCCGGUGCAACGUGCAGCACGGCAACGUGCGCGAGACGUACCGCUACCUGACCGACCUGUUCACCACGCUCGUGGACCUGCAGUGGCGCCUCAGCCUGCUCUUCUUCGUGCUCGCCUACGCGCUCACCUGGCUCUUCUUCGGCGCCAUCUGGUGGCUGAUCGCCUACGGCCGCGGCGACCUGGAGCACCUGGAGGACACCGCGUGGACGCCGUGCGUCAACAACCUCAACGGCUUCGUGGCCGCCUUCCUCUUCUCCAUCGAGACGGAGACCACCAUCGGCUACGGGCACCGCGUCAUCACCGACCAGUGCCCCGAGGGCAUCGUGCUGCUGCUGCUGCAGGCCAUCCUGGGCUCCAUGGUGAACGCCUUCAUGGUGGGCUGCAUGUUCGUCAAGAUCUCGCAGCCCAACAAGCGCGCCGCCACGCUCGUCUUCUCCUCGCACGCGGUGGUGUCGCUGCGCGACGGCCGCCUCUGCCUCAUGUUCCGCGUGGGCGACCUGCGCUCCUCGCACAUCGUCGAGGCCUCCAUCCGCGCCAAGCUCAUCCGCUCGCGCCAGACGCUCGAGGGCGAGUUCAUCCCGCUGCACCAGACCGACCUCAGCGUGGGCUUCGACACGGGCGACGACCGCCUCUUCCUCGUGUCGCCCCUCGUCAUCAGCCACGAGAUCGACGCCGCCAGCCCCUUCUGGGAAGCGUCGCGCCGCGCCCUGGAGAGGGACGACUUCGAGAUCGUCGUCAUCCUGGAGGGCAUGGUGGAAGCCACCGGAAUGACAUGCCAAGCUCGGAGCUCCUACCUGGUGGACGAGGUGCUAUGGGGCCACCGCUUCACGUCCGUGCUGACCCUGGAGGACGGUUUCUACGAGGUGGACUAUGCCAGCUUCCACGAGACCUUUGAGGUGCCCACGCCCUCGUGCAGUGCCCGGGAGCUGGCAGAGGCUGCGGCCCGCCUCGAUGCCCAUCUCUACUGGUCCAUCCCCAGCCGGCUGGAUGAGAAGGUGGAGGAGGAGGGGGCAGGGGAGGGGGCCGGUGGGGAAGCUGGGGCUGACAAGGAGCAGAAUGGCUGCCUGCCACCCCCAGAGAGUGAGUCCAAGGUGUGACCAGUUUCCACCAGACCCCUGUGGCAGACCGGGGGCCAGACACAGGUACAUGGGAGCUGGAUAUCAGAGGUGGAGGCUGCAGGCAAGGUCCCUGGAAAUGCGCCAAAGUUGGAGAGGCCCCUUCAGAAGCUUGAGUCUAGGAUCCACUGUGGAAGGGAUGGGUCCUGAUUUCAGGAAAAUGGAGGGUGGGGACGGGUGAACGUACAAGUCUGUCUGUGUUUGACCUUCACAUCUGUUCAUGGGCGGAUGGAUGGACAGAAGGAUGGACUUAUGGGGGCUGGAGGGGAAGGUGGUGGCAGGUAAAGACAGCUGAUGGGAUAGGUAAAUGGACCGAUGGACGGUCAGUACACUCAGGGCUGCUGCUAACCCAUAGAGCACCUUGGUGCAAAUCUUAGAAGGCACCCUUUUCCUCCGGACAGAUGCAGCCUCAAACCAGGCUGCAUGGCUUGGGGAACAGAGUGUGGGAUUGCAGAACCCACUCGCCUCUUCAGCCAGCCUCCCUGGGUAUGGCACACCUAUCUAACUGGACACAGUGGCCCAAGGUGAGCCAGAGGAGACAGAGCUGGACAGAGAUGGCACAGAUGAGGAGGUGCCCUCCCAACUCCACCCCUACCACUGUGACAGGCUGCACAGGAGGGCGAAGGGCUGUAAGGGGGACCUUAGUCCAUGGGUGGGUGCAGGGAAGCAGGCCGUUGGGGAGAUGCUGGAGCUGGAGCCCUGGAACAGGGCUGGGGAAGGAGACCAGGGGUGGCUAUUUUCCAACAGUGGAGAGAGAGAUUACAGGUACCACUUUAGAGGCAGGAAGAGAGAGAGAGGUUCUGAGGAGGAAGAGCCAGGGUAGAGAUCUAGAAAGUGGGUUCGCUAGAGCCAGGACAUAGGGGGCCCUGGGAAAGCAGAGUUUGUUCCUGGGUCACAGUGGGGAGGAGUCAUUCAAAUCACUGACUGGGUGCCACAUGCAGUGGACAUUCACAGCCCUGGUUCCUAUCCUGGGAAUAUAGGGCACAUGGGAAAACAGAGGAAUUCACAGGUGAGAUGUGGUUCAAACAGAGCCUGCGCGAUCUCCUGGAGCAGAGAGCAGGAGGGGUUGGGAAAUCAGAAAGCUAGGUCUUGAUGGCACAGGGGAUGAUGGGAGCCAGCAGUUCGAAUACAUACCUGGAGGGCUUGUUAAAACACAGAUUUCUGGGCCUCACUCCCAGGGUUUCUGCCUCAAUAGGUCUGGAGUGGAGACCAAAAAUUUGCAUUUCUAACAAGUUCCCAGGUCAUUCUGCUGCUGCUGGAAUAGGGACCACACUCUGAGAACCAUUGCUCUAAGCAAAGCCAUAGUGGUCAAAGGGGAUGGGCACACAAGCCGGGAGUGGCUGAGAAGCUGAGGACCCUCUGGGACAGAGAAUGUAAAGGACCGAGUAUUGUGUGUGGGAAAGAGGACUGGAAGCCCAGGCUGAAGAGCUUAACUUUGGGCCCAGGAACUCAACUGUCAGUGGAAAAGGGGCAGUGACAGCAGAAGUGGGGUCUGGGAAGAAGAGUGGGCCAGAGGGACAGGAUGGAGCAGUUAGAACUCAAGGGGGUUCCUCUGCAGGUAGUGGGGUGCUGGGGCAGGAAGGGCUUCAGUGGCAAAGGGUAGACUCCCUUGUAGGACUGAGAGGCAGGAUUGAAUGUGGGAGAUGUGAGAGGAGCCCAAACUUCUGGAUGUGUGUGCGGCCAGCUGUCAGCCCAGCUGGGCGGGGCCCCUGGACACUCAUAUUUCCACCCCACCGCCACCUCUUUCCCGGUCUCAAUCCAGUCACCAGCAGCAGCCCCCUGGAUGGUGAGGGGAGAGCAGCAGCAAGCUGAGAGGGGCAGAGGGCCGGGGGGACCUGAGGCUGGCCUCCUGGCGAAAGCAUAGACCAGGCAAACACGACCUCUGACAGGGGACCCCAGGCCCACAGCAGCACCCCCCAGCAAGGACCUCCUCCCUCGGUCCUGGCCGCACCCCACUCCUGUCCUUUAACUAAAGUCCAAGCCCCCUGGGGGAAGCACCCAGGUCUGCUCUGUCCCAGGCUGGGCAGCCAGGGAACCAUGGGGUACUGCACCUACUGGAGGCAGGAAAGGGGGUCAUGGAGGGAGCCCAGCCCAGCUUGGG